UCUGUUUGGGUUCCGAGAAAAUCUUCGCUCGUGUUUAUUUUCUUCUCCCUUUCCCUCCUUUUUCUCGAUUCAAACCCUAGAGCUGGAGAACGGAACAACCAGCCGUGAAAUUCAAGUCCCGGAGAUGACGAGGUGGAGAAGGAUGAGUGGCAGUUCGGAUGCUCGAGGGACAAGCCAAAGCUGCGAAUUCAAGUCCCAGAGACAGCGAAGUGGAGAAGGAUGUGGAGUAGCAAUUCGGAUCCUCGUGGGACAAGCCGAAGCGUUGGAGGAAUUGAUUAAAAGAGGAAUUGGAGUUCGAUUUGGUGACGGAGAUAAGGAGAGAUGAAACGGAAUCCGUGGAAGAGUGAUUUUUGUAACAGCUUGAAUCGGUUGAAGAAGCUAUGGCCGCAAUUCGGACGUCGGUUGCAGAAACAGAGCGUGUUUCCUGUGGUUUCUGGGGACAUUCACGGAGCCCUCCCCACGACUGAGCUCGCCUCUAAAUUUCCUCUCUGGUUAAGAUUAUGAAUCCGGAUGCUUGAAGAAUGUGAACAGAUCACAGACAUGGGGUUUAUAGGUUGUGCCACUGGAAGCAACUCUGUUGGGUUCUGUAAGAUGUCUAAUCAUAUGUGGGGAAGAUGUCUCUGUUGGCAUAGAGACACCGAUUUGAGAAACAAGCAGCUCAUUAAAGCUCUUACGUAUGAAAGCAUAUUGAGAAAGAUUCAACCAGAAAGUUAUCUGCUGCGCGUAUACAAGCAACUUUCUGUGGCGUGCACUCUAUCGUUAUUCUCUUUUGGAACAGGUUUUACCUCCGCUCUGUUUCCCCUCAGCAAGUCAAAGCUUAUGAAAAUGCUGUUCUGUAAAUUUCACCGUUGACAAACUGCAACAUCCACAACAAGGGAUUAAAUAAUUGGCGGUCAAGCAAUUUAUAUUUUGAUUGUUUAGUAUCCUCCGGCAACAAGAAAAGAAAAAUAAUAUAUAUAUAUAUAUGAAGAAAUUGCUAUGAGAUAACUAAGUUAUGAGACGAGUUGAGAUUAUUAUAUCGUACUAUUUGUUGUAACGGGCUAGGAAUGGUUUUCUACGUCCAUGUUUGCAGCUGCACUAUUUAUGCUUUGUUGAUUUUCUGUAUUGAAUUUAUGGUGAAUUUUCUCUUGGGAAAACAGGUAUGGAUUUAACUGUGCUUCCUUGUCCCUCAAAUGGACUUUUGUUUCCUUUGUCCUGAAUUUGUCUCCUAUUCAUCAGGUUUUGGGCAUAGAGCUAUUGGCCUUGCUGCUUGAUCGGUAUCGGCGUGAAUUGGUGAAAGAAGCAAGACUCGCAAGGCUCUCGUGGGUUGGAUGACAUAGCGAGGUUUGAAACUCGCUAAAUAUGUGAAGCUCAAUCUUGAGCAGAAGUGAUACUCACCAAUUCAUUGGGAUCUCUGUCACCACUUGAUCCACAAUAUCUGUAUCAAGCAUAUCUGUACAUUAACUGAGGAAGACAGCCCUGGAAAACUUAGGAGAUAAAGAGAGGAUGGAUUGUUUAGGGCAACUUCUAUUGGAAAAAGCUUUUGAUUGCCUCUAUGAACCCCUUAAAGUGCAUAUUGGUUAUAUCUUUUGCUCUAAGAGAAAAUUUCAGGACGUAGAGAUAAAACUUAAAGAGCUGGAGGGUGCAGAAAAUAGGGUCAAGAAUGAUGUAACCUCUGCUAAGAAUAAAGCAGAACACAUCCAUCAGGAUGUUGAAGAGUGGUUGGUUGAUGUAGCCAGUUGCUAUCAGUUUGCAAACCGUCUUAUCAUGCGGUAUAAGGAGAAAGAAAAUGCAAGGUGUUUCUUGGGAUGUUGUCCUGAUCUGAAAUCCCGGUAUAAACUUAGCAAGGAAGCAGUAGAGCAAUUAAAAGUUAUUGCUCAGCUCUAUGAGAAAAGUAGCAAUUUCACCUCGGUUUCAUUUGAUGCUCCUCCAAAUGGAUUUGGAGUUGUUAGCAAAGACUAUAUGGACUUUGAAUCAAGGUCUGCUGGUUUGGAGCAGCUUAUGGAAGCAUUAUCUGAUGUUGAAGUUGACACAAUUGGUGUACAUGGCAUGGGUGGAGUUGGAAAGACCACGUUAGUUAAAGAAGCUUCUGUAAGAGCCAAGAAACUAAACUUGUUUGACAAGGUUUUAAUUGUUACUGUAUCAUGGAAGGCGGAUAUUGGAAAAAUCCAAGGGGAAAUUGCGGACAAGUUAGGACUAGAAUUUCGUGAACAGAGUGAUUCAGGAAGAGCAGACAGGCUAUGUGACAGGUUGAAAGAGUUUAAGAGGCUCCUUGUUGUUUUAGAUGACCUGUGGUCGGGGCUUGAUUUGGAGAAAGUUGGAAUUCCUCAUGGAGAUGCUCAUAAGGGAUGCAAGCUUCUGCUUACAUCUAGGAGCAUUGACGUUCUGUAUGGCUAUAUGAAUGCCCAAAAGAUUGUCAAAGUUGGCACAUUACAACGCAAGGAAGCCUGGAAACUUUUCAAGAAAGUAGCCGGUCAGAGAGUGGAAGGGCCAGAUUUGAAAGACACAGCAGAUAAGAUAGCCACCAAAUGUGGAGGUUUACCAAUUGCCAUUGUAACAAUUGCAAAAGCUUUAAAGGAAAAAGGUUUGGAAGAAUGGAAGAACGCAUUCAGGGAGCUUCAAAGAUCCGCAUCUGAAAACAACACCGAUAUACCAAAUGAUGCAUAUCGUUCUAUAGAGUUUAGUUACGAACAGUUGCAAGGCUAUGACCUUAAGUCGGUUUUCUUGCUCUGUGGCUACAUGGGUGGUUAUCAUAUAAUAGACCUGGUCAAGUAUAGUGUGGGUUUGGGCUUAUUUCCAAGAGUUUCUUCAAUGGAAGAGAUAAGGACCCGAGUGUGUGCAUUGGUUUGCAAACUUGAAGCUUGUAGUUUGCUGCUUAGUCGGCCUAAACAUGAUCAAUUCGCCUUGCAUGAUGUUGUUCGCGAUGUUGCAAUAUCUAUUGUAUCAAAAGAUACACAGAUAUUUGUAAUGCGGGAAAACGUUGGACCAAAGCUAUUUCCAGACGUAAACACACUGAAGAAUUGCACGGCAAUCACUUUAUUCGAUGUUGUCAUCAGUAAUCUUCCCAAAGAGUUGAAAUGCCCUAAGUUGCAAUUUUUUCAUAUUUUCAAUAAGAAUCCUUCUCUAGAUAUUCCAGAAGAAUUUUUCAGACAAAUGGUGGAGCUUAGAGUUGUAGAUUUGACUAACAUGAUUAUCAAGUCUUUGCCAACUUCUUUGCUUCAUCUAGCAAAUUUGCAAACCUUGUGUCUCGACCAUUCCAUCUUGGGGGAUAUCUCUGGCAUCGGGGAGCUGAAGUCGCUUGAAGUGCUAAGUUUUUUAUGGUCAGAAAUCCAACAACUGCCGGAGGAGAUUGGACAACUGACGAACUUGAAACUGCUGGACUUGGACCAUUGUUCUAAACUAGGAGUGAUUCCCCCGGAUGUCUUAUCUGGGCUGACUCAGUUAGAGGAAUUGUAUAUGAAUGACAGCUUCAAAAACUGGGAAUACGAAGGAGUAGCUGAAAACAGGAGGCAAAAUGCUACUCUUGCGGAGUUGAAGCAUUUGCCGCUUCUCACAACAUUUGAAGCACAUAUCCGAGAUGAGCAGCUCAUUCCAAAAGGCUUAUUCACCGAAAAUCUAGUCAGAUACAACAUCUUUAUAGGAGAUGAAUGGGUUUGGAACGAUGGAUGUGGAUAUUCGAGGAUGCUUAAGUUGAAGCAUGACAUAGACCAUCCUGUUGAUGAUGGUGUACUUGUAUUGCUAAAGAAAGCUGAAGAGUUGUACUUGGAUGAGUACAAGGGUAUAGGGAGUAUCUUCUGCAGAUUACACAAAGAACAUUUUCCGCAGCUGAAGUAUCUCCACAUCCAAAAUAAUUCUGAAAUUGAAUAUAUGGUUGACUCUUCAGCUGAUACGAUGCAUUCUGGUUCUAAAUCUUUUGGUGUUUUUCCGAUGCUGGAGUCAUUGUCCCUUUGCAAUGUCAUCGAGUUAAAGAAGAUAUUCAAAGGCAACUGCUUGACAUCCUCUUUCAGAAAAUUAAGAACAGUAAAAGUGGAGAAAUGCAAGCGUUUAAGAAGCCUGUUUCCCUGGUGCAUCUCCAAGGAGAAUCUUACACAACUGGAAGAAAUUGUGGUGAUAGAUUGCAUGAGCAUUUCUGAGAUUUUUGGGGAUGAAGAAUGUGAGGAGGAUGAAAUUCGUGAAGAGAUUGACGGUUUUAAGUAUCUCCAGUUACGCUGUCUAACUUUGAAACAUCUUCCUGCACUUGUUAGCUUCUGCUCCAAACAGAGUCUUCCUUCUACAUCUCAAAGUAGCAGAACAGAAUCUGUACCGCUUUUGGAUGAGAAGUUUCAGUUCCCUCGGCUGGAAACUCUGGAGUUAGUAUCUCUUCGCAUUGAAAAGAUAUGGAGAAUGCCAGAAUCCUCAUCUUCGUUUAAAGAGCUGGCCAAGUUAAUCAUAGACGGAUGUGAAUACUUGGAAUUUGUUCUGUCAUCUUCCAUGGUAUGCCGGCUUGAGCAUCUCAAACAACUUGAAAUAAGCAAUUGCAAGAAGAUGCGUCAGAUAGUAUUUGCAGAGGAGCCGAAUUGUCACAAAACAACUUUGUUUCCUCAAUUAGUCAUCCUCAAAAUGGAUAAUCUGCAGAAUCUCACAAGUUUCUACUCAGGAGAUUGUGCUGAAUUUCCAUCGUUGGAGCAUUUGCUGAUCCGAAAAUGUCCACAGUUUAAGGAGUUGAUUGGUGUCCAACCAAGAGACACAGACCUUGUAAGGAUCGCGCAGACCAAUUAUGUCAAAACAGAUGACGGGUUUUGCCCCGUUGAUGAAGCUCUUUUUGAUGGAAAGAUUCAGGCCCCUAAGCUGAAGGAGUUGAUAUUGUCCUCAUUGGAAAUUGCAAAACUGUUCCCUGAUGAGCCCUUGACCACUGGCUUCUCUGUUCAACGGCUGGCGAGGUUGAUCCUAGAGAACUGCAAUACAAUGAGAUAUCUCUUUCCAUCUUAUGUGGUUCAAAGCCUUACCCGGCUUGCAAAGCUCGAGAUACGUGACUGCAGUAACAUGGAAAGCAUCGUGGCUGCAGCAUCAGGACUGGGCAAGACUGCAAAGAAAACAAUUGAAAUUAAAUUUCCUAAACUGGAUGAUCUAAAGCUUGAAAAUCUCUCAAGCCUCUCAAGGUUCUGUGAUGGAGAUCGCAUUGAUUUGCCUCGGCUGAAAAAGUUAAACUUAAAGAACUGCCCUGAUAUGAAUUGCUUCAUCACAGACUCCAAAUCCAGCCGAGGACCAAAUGCUACUGCCCCUCUAUUUGAUGAGAAGGUGGGCUUCCCGACGUUGGAGAAUUUGACAAUCAGUCACAUGGACAACAUAACAGAGAUAUGGCAGAACCGUCUUCAUCCAGGUUCUUUCGACCGUCUGAGCUGUUUAAAAGUCGAGUACUGUGCAAAACUACUAAGCAUUUUCCCAUCAACCAUGCUAUCUGCUCGUAGAGAGCUCGAAAAGGUAAAGAUCCUUAACUGUGCAUCAGUUCGGGUUAUAUCCGAACGUGAAGCCGCAAAUGUUGCUGAACUGACAGUGACCAACCUUGAACUAAGAGAAUUGCCCGAACUCCAAGGAUUCUACUCAGGGAAUCAUCAUAACCGGUGGCCAUUUAUAAAAAAAAUCAUUUGCUCGUUAGACUGCGAGAAGAUGAUACCAUUUGUUCUAAGGAGCCACGGAGAAAUGGAUCCAGAAAACCGACCAGUGAUCCAGAUUGUUUAAUUGAUCGAGGAAGAUGGAACCCGGUUUGUUUCUUUAAUCAUCUUCUUCUUCUUCUUCUUCUUUUUUAAAGUUUGAAUAUUUAUGAUUGCCAGUGACCAUCUUCUGGGUUCACGUUAUUGGUCAAAGCUUUGUCAAGACAACAAAUCAGAAACGGAGUAUAUGACUCUGACAAGCUGACAGUAUGUGUUGGACAAAUCCAUCAGUUUAGAGAUGUGUUGGAUUCAUGGUGAUGAUGAUGAUGAUGAUGGUGAUGGUGAUGGUGAUGGUGAUGGUGAUGAUGGUGAUGAUGUAAACAAGAAAUUAUUCCCUUACCAAUAGUAAUUUAAACUAAUAAAUUACAUUCCCUUAAAAGUGUUUAUGAAAAUAUACAUGAAUGGAAGUAUCAAUUUAUA
Molecule: messenger RNA, 6089 nt
Organism: Tarenaya hassleriana
Lineage: Eukaryota; Viridiplantae; Streptophyta; Magnoliopsida; Brassicales; Cleomaceae
Product: probable disease resistance protein At4g27220
Exons: 11
Coding region: 1486-5697 (1403 amino acids)
Molecular function (GO): ADP binding
Source: RefSeq, a predicted model, not a curated record